CUCCCCAGGCGCGGCCCAUCCCCGCCACGCCCCUUCUCAGCUCCCUGAGUUCUCCACGUGCAAGCCCCGCCCCUUCCGCCGCCUUCCGCGGCGGCUCCCGGGACUCCGGCCGCAAGUGGCGUCGUCUCCAUGGCGACGAGGCGUCCACAGCUUGCUGCUCCGAAACCCGAGCGAACCUCCAGCGGGGCGGGCCUUCGCCGACUGCCUUUCCGAUGAUCCGCUUGAGAGGGCCCCAAGCGGGUAAGAGGCGCCGCGGCCGCUGCGGGUCUCCCUCUCCCGGCCCCGGCGUGCAGCCGGACUCCUCUCUCACCUCGGACCCUCCAGGCCCGGCGCCCGGCUCCGCAAACUCUGGUGCACCCUCCAGGGUUGGGCUCUGCGGCCCCUCGGCUGCCGGCCGGCACGCGAGAAGAUUUGGCCCUACAUUUUGUAUUCCAGAAAUCCCUAGGAAUUAUCUAGAUAAGACAGAUGCUGUAAAGGCAUCAAAAUAUAGACAGAAUGGCAAGUUGCUGGUGUUUGAUCCAAAGGAAAAAGUGAUGAUUGAAGCAAAUGAAACAAUGUCAGAGAAGAAUGGAAGGGAGGGGGAGAGAGAGAGAGAGAAAGACACAUCUAUUGACUGCCUCCCCCAUGCACUCCGACCAGGGCAGGGACCAGGACAGGCAUGGAGUCUGCAAGCGAGGAAGGAAGUCUCUUCAAAAAAUAUUGAAAAGAAAGUCUUUUUAAAGAAUACUGAAAAUAAAGUAUCUUCAAAGAGUAUUGAACAUAAAGAUACAGAAACAAAUCUACAGUCAAAACUAUGGUCAUCUUCUUUCUUAAAAGAAAGAACAGGUGAGGUGGGCAAAGAUGAAGUCAUUGCAGAGCAGGAGAAAAAUAAUGAAAAUAGCCUUCAGGUUAUUAAUGAUAAGUUGUCCGAGUCAACAAAAGAUGAUGGUGAAGAUGACAGCAGUGAUGAAAAUAAUGAAGACAGUGGCCCAAAAAAGGGUAUUCGUGCCCCAUUAGAGUUAAUGGCAGAAUUCCUGAGAGCAGAAAUGAGCCAAGACUACCAUUUGGCUAAAAAAUUAUGUCAGAUGAUCCUAAUCUAUGAACCAGAAAAUCCUGAGGCCAAGGAGUUCUUAACUCUUAUUGAAGAAAUGUUGCUGAUGGAGGAAGCUCAGAAUCGUGAGGAAGAGAGUGAAGAAGACAGUAGCGGGGAGAGUGAAGGAGAAAGCAGUGAGGAGCCAAGUGAAGAAAGCUCUGAUGAAUGUGAAGACGGGUGAUGAAAGGUGCUACUAUGUUUUAAUCUUCAUAUAUUUUCAUUACUGUAUAGCAUGGAAAUAUAAAGAAGAGAACUGCAUUUUAUUCUUCUUUAUUUGGUAUAGAGGUACUUUAAUUUAUCCAUAUUAUUUUGAACUUCUUCCUAAUAUUAAGGUCUUGAUUCAAUGUGAGUUACUCAGAGAGGAAAACAAUUUGUAUUUGAAAACACAUAGCACUAUGUGCCAGGCACUGUUCUGCACACAUUACUUAAUGCAACAAACCCAUGAGGUAAGUACUAUUGUUAUUCCCAUUCAGCAGAUGAGAAAACUGAGGCAUAGAGAGGAUGGGUAGCUUGCCCUGGCAUCAUAUACCUAUUGAAUGGUAGAGCCUGAAUUUGUACAUGGACAUUAUAGCUCCAGAAUUAUACUCUAAGUCCCUCCAUGACAACCUCUUAAGGUACUUUUAUAUAAUUUGCUUUAUGUUCUUUAUAACAUAUAUCAGUACCUGACAUUCUUAUUUAAUUACUUGCCCUUUUUAUCUUCUCCCUUGCAGUCAGGAAAUGUAAACCUCCUGAAGUACGACUUUGUCUUUUUCACCAUUGUAUUCCUAGCAACUGCACAAGUGCCUGGCAAAUAAUAGGAUGUAUACACAAAGUGAAUGAAUGUAGUGAAAAUUAAUGAAAUGUUUAUAUUCUUUCAUGAAACAUUUACACAACUAUAUUACACCUUUGAUGUAUUAAUCUACAUUAUUUUGCUGAUUCUGUAUUCCUCAAUAAAUUUCUGCCAUCUUCAAAAUAGGUUGUAAGGUAAAAAUCAGAAAUAUAUUCCUGAGUAAUUUGU
This is a messenger RNA of Pipistrellus kuhlii (Kuhl's pipistrelle), 2069 nucleotides long. RefSeq names its product glutamate rich 2 (gene ERICH2). The coding region runs from base 213 to 1253 and encodes 346 amino acids. The record is from RefSeq and is a predicted model, not a curated record. Lineage: Eukaryota; Metazoa; Chordata; Mammalia; Chiroptera; Vespertilionidae. The transcript has 11 exons.